UCGGGUCCGUCUUACCAGUUGGUAUACACCCAAGCGAUGUUCUCGAAUUUGGAACCGCUACAUGAUAACUUUUAUCUGAUCCCUUUCCGCGUGGCUAUCGACCGGUUCAUGGUGUACUCGCCAUCACUCCUCCAUCAUGGCUAACGGCGUUGCUCCAGAGGCUGUAAUUCCCAUCGAGGCUACCCUCAUGGCCUUGGCCAUAUUCUUGGCCUCCGGUCGACUGGUUCCCCGGCUUCUACAACGGCAGUGUCCCACUGUUAGCGACAGUCUUCUGAUAGCAUCUAUUCUUGACGCCAUUGGCCUUUUCGUCACCGACUACUUGACGUACAUAUGGGGAGGCAUGACGGACGAUACCGAUGCAUCAACAGCUCGUGUGAUCGCGCUCAAGAAGGUACAAUUCGCCGGCAACGCAUUCUACGACACUGGUAUCUACUGGCCAAAGUUGGCAAUUCUCGCCCUAUACUUCAGACUCAUUCCUCCGACGAUGCCGUGGUUGCGAAAAGCACUUUAUGCAGUGACAUUGUUCACGGCAAGUGCCAUGGUAUCGACAUUCUUCCUCGAUACUUUCUGGUGCGGGCGCCAGGUCUCUUCGAAUUGGUCUCCCGAUGAGGGAGCCUGUAAUACCUUUAGCUCCAAAGAGGUUUUCAGGAUCGACUGGAGCCUCAACAUUACAUCAGACGUGUUUAUCUUCGCGUUACCAUUCCCCCUACUUCGUUCACUACAGCUCCGUCGUCGCCAAAUUUGGGGUCUUGUUGCGACAUUCUCACUUGGUAUAGUUACGAUAGCAAUGAGUGUGCUUCGGUUCGCAACGAUAGAGGUCAUUUAUGCUUGGACCAACGUCUUCGUCCUCUCCAUGACCGAAAUGGCUGUCGCCAUCAUGGUAGUCUCAUUACCGUCAAUGAGAUCCUUCCUGCGACGCGGCAGCCUAUUCUCAUCGAACAAGAAAUCACAUUCUUCGGAGUCUCGCACAUAUGGACAUCAAACACCAGCAUCCGGGUCGCACAACUUCCUGCGUCCUUCCAGAAGAGGCAAGCACACCGUCCGCGUGCAUACGGAUGAAGACUCAGGCAGCGAAGUAGAGUUGAACACCAUGUCAAGGAAAGAUGUCAUCUACGAGACGCGCCGCGUUAGCGUGCAAUAUUCAAAGUCGCAUGAUGAGGAACACGACAUUCCUGCUAAGUACCCAUGAGUAUGGUUCAGGAAUCAUUUCCACAGCGAUGUAGCUAGUAGCAGUGAAGGCAAAAGGAAUUGGAAGGAUCGGCCAAGGUCUUUCUGUACGAGAAUUAGCAGCCGGUUCAUCUCAACAUUGAAGUGUUACUUAAUAGACCCUUGACGUUGGGCUGACCACUCGCAUCAACCCGGAAUGAUCGCGCUACCAUCCCGCCCACAGCGGUCCGCACACGCCACGAAAAACGCUGCCGAGCGGUAUGUUCU
Molecule: messenger RNA, 1434 nt
Organism: Alternaria rosae
Lineage: Eukaryota; Fungi; Ascomycota; Dothideomycetes; Pleosporales; Pleosporaceae
Exons: 5
Coding region: 137-1189 (350 amino acids)
Source: RefSeq, a predicted model, not a curated record